Stegastes partitus (bicolor damselfish) is the source of this 2926-nucleotide messenger RNA. RefSeq names its product metastasis associated 1 (gene mta1). Gene Ontology annotation, cellular component: nucleoplasm; NuRD complex. Lineage: Eukaryota; Metazoa; Chordata; Actinopteri; Pomacentridae. The transcript has 18 exons. Gene Ontology annotation, molecular function: transcription corepressor activity; histone deacetylase binding; transcription coactivator activity. Bases 73 to 1950 code for a protein of 625 amino acids. The record is from RefSeq and is a predicted model, not a curated record. Gene Ontology annotation, biological process: double-strand break repair; response to ionizing radiation; negative regulation of transcription by RNA polymerase II.
GCUCCGGCAGCGGCACACAGAGAAGAGAGCUACCCCUCUACCUGGAGAGGAAGCCAGGGACCGGGGGCAGUCAUGGCAGCGAACAUGUACCGGGUUGGAGAUUAUGUUUAUUUUGAGAACUCGUCCAGUAACCCACUGCUGAUCAGGAGGAUAGAGGAGUUGAAUAAGACAGCCAAUGGGAAUGUGGAGGCCAAAGUGGUGUGUUUUUACCGGCGCAGGGACAUCUCCAGCACACUCAUCGCUCUGGCAGACAAACAUGCAAGGGAGCUGGAGGAGGAGAUGGAGAACCCAGAGAUGGCGGAUCUCCCCGAGAAACAGAAACACCAGCUCAGACACAGAGAGCUGUUCCUUUCCCGUCAGCUGGAGUCCUUACCAGCCACACACAUCAGAGGAAAGUGCUGUGUGACACUGCUGAAUGAGACAGAAGCCCUGAAGUCCUACUUGGACAGAGAGGACGCCUUCUUCUACUCGCUGGUGUAUGACCCUCAGCAAAAAACCCUGCUGGCUGAUAAGGGGGAGAUCCGCGUCGGGAACAAGUACCAGGCCGACAUCACCGACCUCCUGAAAGAAGAUGAGGAAGAUGGCAGAGACCUGGAGAAACUAGAGGAGAAGAUCUGGGACCCCAACAGCUCACUGACAGAGAAACAGAUCGACCAGUUUUUAGUAGUAGCUCGGUCCGUAGGUACAUUCGCCAGAGCUUUGGACUGCAGUAGUUCUGUCCGGCAGCCCAGCCUCCAUAUGAGUGCUGCUGCAGCCUCCAGAGACAUCACCUUGUUUCAUGCUAUGGACACCCUCCAUGCUACAGGCUAUGACAUGACUCGAGCCAUUGCAGCGCUGGUGCCUCAGGGUGGGCCCGUCCUCUGCAGGGAUGAAAUGGAGGAGUGGAGCGCCUCAGAGGCCAACCUGUUCGAGGAGGCGCUCGAGAAAUACGGCAAAGACUUCACUGAUAUCCAGCAGGAUUUUUUGCCCUGGAAGUCCCUGACGAGUAUUAUUGAGUAUUACUACAUGUGGAAGACCACAGAUAGAUACGUACAACAGAAACGAUUAAAAGCAGCUGAGGCAGAAAGCAAGUUGAAGCAGGUCUACAUCCCCAACUAUAACAAGCCAAACCCCAACCAGCUGAGUAACAAUGUAAAGCCAGCUCUUGUAAAUGGAGCAGCGGGUGCAGGGGUCCCAGGACCUCCAGGACCUCCAGGACCUCCAGGCUCAGUGCCGACCCCUGGCCUGGGCAGAGCCUGUGAAAGCUGCUACACCAGCAGCUCCUACCAGUGGUACUCGUGGGGACCUCCCAACAUGCAGUGUCGCCUGUGCGCUUCAUGCUGGACCUACUGGAAGAAGUACGGAGGCCUGAAGAUGCCCACAAGACUGGAUGGCGAGAGGCCUGGACCCAACCGCAGCAGCAUGAGCCCCCACGGCCUGCCCCUGCGGCACAGCGGCAGCCCCAAGUUUGCAGUAAAGACCCGACAGGCUUUCUACCUGCAGACCACCGGCCUGACGCGGAUGGCACGUCGCAUCUGCCAGGACAUCAUCAGGCCUCGAUAUUUGGCCAGGCACCCCUACCUCCCUGUCAACACAGCAGCCAUCAAAGCAGAAUGCGCCCUGCGGUUACCAGAUAGGCCAAAAAAGCCUUUGCCAUUGAAGCCUGUGGACCGUAAACCUCUGGAGUCUGUGGUUCGGUAUUUAGAAGCACAUCCCCGUCCAGCCAAGCCCGACCCACCGAUUCGCGGAGGGUCCAUCUCUACAGGCAGUCUGACGCCCAUAAAAUCCUCUCCCAUCCUCAACAAUGGCUCACCCACCAUCCUGGGCAAACGCACCUAUGAACAGCACAACGGACUGGAUGGUACCAAAUCCAAAGCCCUGACUCCACAGUGGGACAUUAUGGCCAAACGGAUGAGUGACGCAGGGCGGCCCUCAGCCUCCCUGCAGGAUGAGGUACACGAACUGGACUGAACGCUCCGUGGGAACGACCUCUACUGCAAACCCUGUGAGCAGAGGGGGACAUUAAAUGGAAAAGGCUUUUUCCACUAAACCAUAACCGAGGGCAGCUGAGGGAAGUUGAAGCUGAGAGGAGACGACUGCAUUGGCCACCUUUCUUCAGUCAGCACGGGUCUGUCAGACUGCUGAAGACCAAUCGAUAAUCGAUCAGUUUGGCUGCGGUCAAUCAGAAGAUGAGCCUGACUGUACAGGACUGUGUUUAUUACUUACAUUUCUCGUUAUUACUGUCUUUGUAAUUAUUGUUAUUGUUAUUAUAAUUUUUUUUACCAACUAUAACUCAGCUUAUUGUUUGUCGAUCAAACGAUGGAACUUGUGAAGUUUCAUGAAAAAUGCUUGCAAAAAACCCUGUGGAAAAGGGUGGAAGGAAAGUAACAUAAGCCACUUGCAUCUUCUGUGUUUUGUUUUGUUUUUUUUGUUUGUUUUGUUUCUUUUUUUUUUUUUUUAAACAAGUUAAAGUCAAAAAGGAGACGCACUUUUAUUUCAGCGACAUGAGUUCAACUUGUCUUUUUUUUUUUUUCGUUUCACUGAAUUUGAAUGCUUUACAGGAAAAAAUUUCUGUUGUGUGAGCCGGCCCCUGUUCUUCGGCCAGAGAGGUUUAACUUAUUGAGAAAGACUUGGUGUUUUUUCUACCUUUUUCACAAGUAAUGCAUCUAUGCUUCGAUAAUGUAAUUAAAAAAAAAAAAAAGAUAAUUGAUUUUUUUCCCUCUUCUUUUUGGAGUCUGUGCACGGAGGUGAAAGGUGUCAAAACUUGCACUGAAUGUUCUAUUUUCAAGCUGGUGUUUACCUGUUUUUCUUACUCCCACAGGUAUGCAAACGGGGUAUAUGCAAAAUGACGGAAACUUUUCAUUCCUAAAACAGAAACAUGUUUUGUAAGCAAACAUCUGAAAAAAAACAACUAAAAAGCAGGAAUGCGCUCUGCUUUCAUGUCCAA